Molecule: messenger RNA, 1705 nt
Organism: Orussus abietinus
Lineage: Eukaryota; Metazoa; Arthropoda; Insecta; Hymenoptera; Orussidae
Exons: 9
Coding region: 75-1355 (426 amino acids)
Source: RefSeq, a predicted model, not a curated record
GAAAUUAAUAAAAUUGAUCAGUACUCGUAUGCGUAUCUUCCCGAAUUUCCUUUUUUUACUGUUGAAGUAUAAAUAUGAAAAGAAUACACUCUGUGAGAAGCGAGGAAGACCUGGAAUCGGAUUUAUUCUGCCUAAAACGAGAGUUGGUCUUGACGUUGGAUGAGAAUCAAUUACUAAAAAUAAAAAUUCGGAAGCUCCAGCAUGAAUUGCAAAGGAAGGAUAAGCAAAUAGAGCACCUUUUGAACCCUCGCAAAGGCUAUGAAUUUAAGAGUGUGCUGUACGAAGAUGUCAUUCUGAAACUCCAAGAUCGCAUAAAAGCAUUGGAAGAUAUGCUCUAUGAGCAGCAUUUGCAAAAAAAGAAACAUUACAACGAAAUGAAAACUGUACAUUUGUAUACGCAAACCGAUUACAGGAAAAAUAGAAGAGGGCCCAAAGCAUCCACUUUAAAUGAUAAACAGCCAUCAUCAAGUGAACCUAAAACAUCUUCGGCUCAUAUUAUUCCACCUAUCAAUGUUAAAAAUGUGAAUGUAGUCUGCAAAGCGAUAACAAGAAAUAAUCCUCUGAAGUAUGACCAAGAAUUAAUCGGAAGAAGACCUCAAAGAAAUCUCUCGAGGAGUACAAUUAGUAGGACUAGUUUAGAGGAAAAAUCAUUACAAAAAUAUCGACGUUCAAACGAAAUAUGUUCAGAGUCAUCCAGAUUCAUGAAUGCAAUGAAUAAUCUGAAGAAAUCACAAAGCAUUGAUAAAUGUAUUAUUCUUUCCAGAAAUUCUGAAGUUUUACGCCUCGCAGGAGAGCUUAAAGAUACUAAGGAGAAGCUCAAGAUCGGUAAAGAGAAACCAUUAUCGAUUAGAGAGCAACCGUAUUGUCAAAAAUCGUUUCGUCACUUUUCACCUCUAAGUGGUCGUGGAUUAGCUUUAAACAGCAAACAAAAAAUCAGUGAUUCGGUAAUUGACACAAAUCGUCUAACAUCUAAAGUGGUCACCAAAGGAAGUGGCUGUGAAGGUUCUCCAUUUUCUCGAACAAAACACAUUAAAGACGCCAAUGUUACUUGCGACAGUAACAAAUCAUUUAACUUUCUUAAUGAAUGUCAACUUUUGAAAUUGGAAGCGGUUCAGGAGCAAACUGAAGAAUCGCUUUCUGAUUCCGUCAUUAAAGAUUGCCCUGAGAGGACUGUUUACAAAAAAGUUGAACCACAACUGAGAAUAAAUCCUAAGACGAAAAUCGAAUACGUCUUCGAUUCAGAAGUUAGUUCCGACGGGGAAGAUAUAUGUUUGACCAACAACUUGAGAAACUUUCUUCAACAAGUUGCAAUAACACAAUCGAGUGAUGGUGAAAAUGGUAAUUCGCUUAUCUGAAACUAUCAUUUUCUACAUAAUGUAAAACGAUUUUCUAUUGUUUUAUUUGUUAUACGCAUAUUUUUUAAAGAAUUUAUAUUUUGAGUAUAUUUAUCGUACGAUAUUAUAUAAUUUGUGUAUGUUGAUGUACGCCAUACUAGAAUGUUUUGUGUACUUAAAUUACAGCACUGAACACACUCAAAGAUUAAGAUAUAAUAAUUUUAAUUCUUGAGCAUCACUUUACAGAGAGUAAAUAAAUAACUUCUUAUAAAAAAAAAAUAUUUACACAUUAAUAAAUAAGUAAAAGUAUACCAAAACUUACAGCAUGUUAAUAGUUUUUUCAUUACAAUCUAAAGACCUAAAUAUCGCGA